AUGAUUCCAUUGCGACCGCUGGCGCGAUUGCGCAUCCUAAUACUUGCUACAAUUGUCGCCUUCUUCUUCAUCUGGUCGCUUUCGCGCUAUUCAGCAUCAUAUCCGCGCCUACCAGGAUAUCGCCCUCAUGGCCGUGUAGCGCAGGAGCCCAGUUUAGAUGGGCAUAUGCAUUUCUGGACCCAAAUGCAGCCGCUCCUCCUUGCAACGACUCCAAGAUGCAAUCCGCCAUUGCGACUAGGGAACGCCCCUACAAUCAGGGUUGAGGAAUCGGACCCAAACAACCGACCGGAGAUGCUGGACAUGCUACCGGAAGAAGUCGAAGAAAUGCGCAAUGCGCAUUUCAAAUUUGUUGAUGCCAUCAAGACAGCUGCACCGCGUCUACACUAUAUACCCAACACUAGAGGUAUCGUUUCUACCGCUGGCGGUUCAUAUCUCCCAGUGCUUGUCAUUUCGCUGCGGAUGCUCCGACGCACAGGCUCCGAGCUCCCUGUCGAGGUCUUUCUCGCCAACGAAGAAGAAUACGAACCCUACGUUUGCGACGUGGUGCUUCCCUCACUGAACGCCCGAUGUGUCAUAUUAUCCCGCAUCCUAAGUGCUGCUCCAAAUGUCGUAGAGAUUGAAAAGUACCAGUUCAAACUCUUCGCCAUGCUCUUCUCCUCAUUCGAAGAAGUCCUCUUUCUCGACGCCGACUCCUUCCCGAUCCUCCAACCAGACCCCCUAUUCACAAGCGAACCAUUCAAAUCAAGAAACAUGGUAACUUGGCCCGACUUUUGGGCCUCCACUGUGUCCUCCUACUACUAUGAAAUCGCCGCUCAGCCAGCUCCCCAUUUAGGAAUCUGGCCCCGUCAGUCCACCGAGUCUGGGGAAGUCCUCAUCUCCAAGAAAACCCACGCCAAAACCCUCCUCUUGAGCAUGUACUACAACCUGUGGGGGCCCAACUACUACUAUCCGCUCCUCUCCCAAGGCGCCGCCGGCGAAGGCGACAAGGAAACCUUCGUCGCAGCCGCCAUAGCCGUCGACGAGCCCUACUACCAGGUAAUAGAGGGCAUCGUCGCAAUGGGCCACGCCACAGCCAACGGUCUCGCAGGCUCCGCAAUGGUUCAAUUCGACCCAACAGAAGACUACGGCCUUCAUAAAUCCCCUACAUCCUCCACAUCGUCAACAACCGAAAGACCCCGCCCCUUCUUCAUCCACGCCAACUACCCCAAAUUCGACCCAGCAACAGUCUUUGAGCCACACGACGUCAACCCGGCCUUUGCAGAUGACGGAAGCUACACGCGCGCAUGGACGAUCCCGCAAGACGUAAUCGAGAACUUUGGCUCGGAUAUCGAGAAGCAUUACUGGAGGGAGAUUCUCUGGACCGCUUGUGAGCUUGAGGAUAAGUUUCAGUCUUGGAGCGGGAAGAAGGGGAUCUGUAAAGCGGUUCGGGGGUACUGGAAUGCCGUUUUUGCCGAUGGGAAGGGGUGA
Molecule: messenger RNA, 1467 nt
Organism: Aspergillus calidoustus
Lineage: Eukaryota; Fungi; Ascomycota; Eurotiomycetes; Eurotiales; Aspergillaceae
Source: the annotation of a GenBank genome assembly